AUGAAGAAGAAGAAGCCAUUUUCAUUGAAUGACAUGAAACUCAAACUUCUCGACCUACCGUAUAAAGGGAUAAAUGUACCUCAAGGAUGGUUUGCGAAAUUUCAAUUAGUUGUCAAUGUAACUAACUAUCAGAACGGACCGGCACCGGUUCAAGUUAUAAACCAAUUGAAUAGAAGCGAAGAUGUUGUUUCGUCUGACGACGAUCUUUUCUUCUUCAUUUCAUCUGGUGGCAAAGUCAAAUUAUCAACAACAAACUCUAAAGUGCAGUUUAGAAUUCAAGUUUCGUGGAGUUCGUACCCAUCAACUAAACAAACAUUCAAUGUGUCAUCGUCCGAUUAUCAACCAACUGCUUACUCAACCUUGCAAUACCCCAUCGUCCAUGUGAAGGCAGACACAAGAGUGUCUGCAACAGUCGCUACUCCAUUUUCUCCACGUCACUCUCUCCAAUAUUUGCGUGGCCUCAUUUUCUUCGAUGGUCCCACAACGAAUUCGACAAGUUUUGGAACUGGUUUGCAGUUGCUGAAUGCAAAAUCUCAAUAUGUAUCAACUGGGCAGUACAUGACAGUUGUGCAACUUGAAGGAUACGAUGGACUACAUUGCUUCUUGCAAGAUUAUGAUAACACAAAAGAAAUUGUGCAAUUUCAAUCGGUGGUGUAUACUGAUCAGCCAAACGGUUUGACUUUCACUUUGGAUGGAACAAAUGGUCCAUCUGCACUUCAAUCUUGUACAAAUUACUCAGAAAUCUUGAUUGGAAUGAAUGGAAAUGGGUUGUUGCACGCGUAUCUUGGAGGAGUCAGAAAAGAUAAGAAGAAUAUGGCACUAUUUUUCAGUGCUAAUGACAGUUUGACAAACUUGCCCCAGGAAUUUCAAAGUGACGUCAGAACUUAUGUGUCAACUGGAGGAAAAUCCUUUAUAAAUAUUAGUGACAAUUGGAGUCAACUACAGGGGACAAAGUCGAUUGGAAGAAAAGGAUUUUUUAUUUCUCCAAACUAUGGGGCUCUAAGCAACGAUCAAUCCUUCGAAGCACAAAUCAAAAUGCCAAGUGGUGGAACUGCGUUUCGCCUGAAUCCGUUGUCCCCUUCUUUUGUUGGAAAAGAGUUUGUGAAGAUCACUUUGUGGGACGGUAGCCGUGUUGAUUCUCAGAAAACAUUCUCUGCUGAAAAUCAAUUCGAUGAAGGCGUUUUAGAAGUGUUUGGAGACCGGAUAGAUGUUCUCUAUUCACAAGACACGCAGAUUCCAACAACUGGAUUUUAUAUGAUUUUCGAAGUUGUUAACAGUUGCUAUAGAUUUUCGUGUUUGAUAUCUGUGGUUCUGGUUUUGUUAAAUUUAUUGUGA
This is a messenger RNA of Caenorhabditis remanei, 1335 nucleotides long. RefSeq lists its product as uncharacterized. The coding region runs from base 1 to 1335 and encodes 444 amino acids. The transcript has 6 exons. The record is from RefSeq and is a predicted model, not a curated record. NCBI's taxonomy places the organism in Eukaryota, Metazoa, Nematoda, Chromadorea, Rhabditida, Rhabditidae.